AUGGAUCCCUUCAGCCUCUCCGUCGGUGCUAUUGGUAUCACACAAACCACUCUAUCCAGCAUCAGUAAACUUCGAGACAUUCUCAAUGGUCUCGAAGAAGCGAACGACAUUUUGCAAGAUGUGACUUUCGAAUUAGAAGCUAUACACCAUCCACUCUCAGCCCUUGAGAAUCUCCAUGUUUCGGAUGAGCCGACAUUUCUCGCAGCAAAACGAGAUCUGGAGAGAACGGGCGUUGCUGAUGCCGUGAACAAAUGUGGCCAAGCAUGCGACAAGUUUUCAAAGAAGCUUGAUAAAUGGACGAAACAUUCCAAUCCCACGGAGGUUUCCCUCAGGGAUCGGUUGUCUGUCGGUUUAUGGAAUCGAGAAAAGAUACGGACAUUCAGAACGCAGGUCCACUCCUGCCAGUCGAUUGUCCAGUUUGCGAUUGACAGCGCUCAGUUGUAUGUGGCCAAAUUAGAUACCAGAGAAGAUAUGCUAAUCCUCCGAAGAAUCAUCUUAGUACGGUCCGAAAGUGCAUCCAAAGCUGCACGGCACGAGACCAAGAAACAACUACAAGUUCUCGAAACCGCCAUCCAGAAGCACGUUGAGCUCACGACGAAACAACAAGCCGAAGUUUUACAGCGCAGGAGGGAUCUUCAAAGUCUAGACGACGAAGAUGAUGAAGACGACGGCCAGCGACUUCUAACCAUCCAGGAGACCAAAGCGCAAUCUCAUUUCCUUGCAGCCGAUCAAGCUGCUUGUGAGGUUGUUUCGCAAAUACUCUCUACCUUGGCGGUCCCUCGGGUCAGCACUUACAAUACAAAUUUCUCUCAUAGUCACAACGAGGGUAUAAAAAUUGGGCACAACACAAGCACGAUUACGUGGAAUAGCGGUCGCACUUGA
This is a messenger RNA of Penicillium antarcticum, 882 nucleotides long. RefSeq lists its product as uncharacterized. The coding region runs from base 1 to 882 and encodes 293 amino acids. The record is from RefSeq and is a predicted model, not a curated record. NCBI's taxonomy places the organism in Eukaryota, Fungi, Ascomycota, Eurotiomycetes, Eurotiales, Aspergillaceae. The transcript has a single exon.